This is a messenger RNA of Rattus norvegicus (Norway rat), 5487 nucleotides long. The record is from RefSeq and is a predicted model, not a curated record. Lineage: Eukaryota; Metazoa; Chordata; Mammalia; Rodentia; Muridae.
CCCAACCCCUUUUUUCUGUUUUUAAUCCUGAAGUCACUCAAAGGCUUGUCUCGGUCUCAAUGGUCUCGAUUAUUACUCCAGUUAUUUUCCUGAGUGGAGAAUAGAUGGGGGCUAUUACUCUUAAGAUCCCAAAGUCACUUUUUUAAGGCAUUCGCCUGGAAACCUCUGGGGAUGGGGUACGGGAACACACUCCUCCCUCCGAGGCAGCAAAUUACAGUCAGGCAGAACUGGAUUGCAAAAUGUGUGGGCUUAGCAGUAUGAGUGUACAGGUAUGGUGAGACCAACAGACGAAGAGACGAUUGCCAUUGGGAAGACAGCCCAUUUUUCACAGUUCUCGAAAGGAGUGGGCAUGCUGUACCACCAAGUGCCAACAAUAACACCAAGCGUCUGACCUGUAUGGACUCUGGGGAUCCUUCCCUUGGACAAAAUGAUCCCCCUACCAUUUUGCCCAAUACUGUUCCUGAAACACAUGAUCCACUCACAUCACAGAAUAUACCAGAGACACUGACUGACACACAGGCCCUUCAUGAAGAGCAAUUUCAUCUUUUGGACCAAAAUGGGCAGCCUAUUCAAUAUGACCUUCAGUCUUUGGGAAAUUCUACUGCACAAAUGACAGGGAUGGAGCAAGUGGUUAUACCUCAGGAGUCGUUUGCAGACGUGUGUAGUCCUCCAGGUGUCUCUGAAGAGAAGCCCAUUGGUGGGAGUUUGCCAGCUGUAAGCACAGAUGCUCUAGAAGACAGCGCCAGUAGCUACAGUCUUCACUCACAAGCAUCCCUCGUGGGACCCAGAAAGUCAGGGACCAGAACUCUUGAAGAACCUUUGCUGGCCCCUCUCCAGCCACUUUCUUGUAACACACCCAUGUGGGCCUGCCGUCUUAGGAGUUGUGAGAAAAUUGGAGAUUCCUACCGUGGCUACUGUGUAAGUGAGACUGAAUUAGAAAGCGUCCUAACUUUUCACAAGCAGCAAACACAGACUGUCUGGGGCACUCGCCAAUCUCCAAGCCCAGCCAAACCUGCCACACGCUUGAUGUGGAAGUCUCAGUAUGUCCCCUAUGACGGCAUCCCGUUUGUCAAUGCAGGAAGUCGAGCUGUUGUAAUGGAGUGUCAGUAUGGACCAAGGAGAAAAGGUUUUCAGUUAAAAAAAAUCAGCGAGCAAGAAAGUAGGUCUUGUCAUCUCUACAAAGCUACUUGUCCAGCCAGGAUAUACAUUAAAAAGGUACAGAAAUUUCCUGACUAUAGAGUACCUACUGACCCCCAGAUUGAUAGGAAGACAAUCCGGAUGGAGCAGGAGAAAGCCUUCACUAUGCUGAAGAAGAACCUGGUGGACGCGGGCGGUGUCCUUCGGUGGUAUGUGCAGUUACCUACGCAGCAAGCUCACCAGUAUCAUGAACCAGAGACUCCCGGUGUCCCUUUGUCACCGUCACCUUUCCCUAUGUCUCCUCUUGAGGAAGAGGAGGCUAUAAUCAGAGAUGAGAACUGUGUGUUGCCCUCUCGUCUCCACCCGCAAGUAGCGCAUAAGAUCCAGGAGUUAGUGUCCCAGGGAGUGGGGCAAGUGUAUGCAGUGAGGAAGCAGCUAAGAAAAUUUGUGGAAAGAGAACUGUUCAAACCUGAUGAGGUACCUGAAAGACAUAAUUUAUCUUUUUUUCCAACUGUAAAUGAUAUCAAAAAUCAUAUCCACGAGGUACAGAAAUCCUUGCAGACUGGAGAUGUGGUAUAUAACUCAGAGAUUAUUCCAGCAACGCUUCAGUGGACUACAGAUAGUGGAAAUAUCCUCAGAGAGACUGUAACAGUUACAUUUGCAGAAGGAAAUUUACUAAAAGAGCCGAUUACCAGCAAAAUGGGGACAAGUCAGACACAAACUUCUUUGUCUCCAGAACCACUUCCCUUGCUCUCCCCACUUUCUUCAUUUCAGCCCAAAAUAUUUACACAUUUACAGGCUUUGAAGUUGCAGCCAAGACUCUCCUCUCCUGAUGGAUCCCAGGCUUUGGUGUCAGUAAAUAGCCAUCCAUCCUCCAGUCCCCCCGGCCUUGAUACGGCAGGAAAUGCUGAAGCCAAUAACCACUCUCUACUGCUUGGCCAGAGUCAAAACCUUGGAACAGACACUUGCCUACCCGAGAACAGCAGCACGGCCUCUCCCAUGGGCAGUCUUCCGGAGUCAGUUCAGAACCUAGUUGCAGUGGAUCAGCUGGUGGGAGGUGAGGAUGCUGAGGAUGCUGGGAAUCUGGAAGGAAAUGUAAAGAGGACUCUGUUGGGAGAUGCACACACCAUUCCAAUACACAUCCUAGACAGCCAUCCAGCUCUUGUUGAAGAAGAUACUCUGUCCAUGAACCAAGUUAAACAAGAACCCAAUGAGCCAACACUGUCUACAGAAGCAAAGACUUUGCUGGACUGUAAAAACGUGUCUGCUACAUAAAUAUUUCAAGUUUUUCAGAAUUUACAGAUCUGGCCCCUUCUGAUGUCUUAGAAGGUGAAGAUUGUCAGGGCAUGGUAUAUCACUGGACCAGAGUGGAUGAUGGGCAGUUUUGACUUAAAAUUCAAAUAUUUGUUGCAAAUUCUAUAUUUGUAUUUCCCUUAAGAAAUAUUUUACUUUAUUUUGUAUUCCUACAAUUUUUUUAUUAUUCAGUAAGGCAAGUAUUUUAAAAGAUCAUCUAUCUGAAGUUAUACAUAGUAAUUUAGUGUGAACGUAAAUAGUUAUAUCCAGUUUUGGUUCUUACAAGACAGAAAAGACCAACAAUAAAGCAGUAUGUGAGUGCACAUAUAGGUGUGUCAGAAAAUUUAAAGCUGUGAGAAGAGUUUUGAUUAACAGACAGGUAAGAGAAUACUUAUCAUCUGUUUAUCUGGAAAGAUAGAGCCAUAGAUUUCUAUGGUAGCAUAGAGCCACCAGUCACAUCCCUCAAUGCUGAAUUUGCAGUUUAUCCUCAGUUUUAUAUCUUUAACUGUAAAGGAAUGGUACUAAAGGUCAUCUGUCAGAAAUUUCAGUGACUUGGUAAGUUUUGAAAAGUUGAAUUAAUCAGAUAAAUAACACAAAUCAAUGUAUUUGGCAUAUUUUUAUAUGGAAUUGGAGGCAAAUCCCUACCUAGGAAUAGAAAUAUAAAAAAUUCAGAGUAUUGGGGGGAAAGGUUAGAAUUCCCUACUGUUUACAGAUCAUUUGGGGGAACUUUUGAUGAUAGCAAAAUUUUUGUUGUUUUUUAAAUAUUCAAUUUCGACUAGAAAAUAGUUUAAAUAGUAUUUACAUUUUUUCUGUACUAGUGUUCUUACUGAAUUGAUAGUAUUACAAUUUAUAUAUUUCAAGGUAAGUAUAUAUAGCUUCAAAUUUAGUUCAUAUUUGAAACAUUAAAAUAUCUGAUCUGAUAUUUGUUUGUUAAAUAAGUACAUUUAUACUUAGUACCAAAUAACUAGUAACCAGUAUGUUUAUUAUAAAGUUGUUUUCAUGGAAGAGUGACUAGGUAGAAAUUUCAAAUGUAACUCUCAUGAAAUUAACCUAGCUGAAGGGUAGUGGUGCACGUCUGUAAUCCCAGCACUGAGGAGGGAGAGAACUUGGUUUGUAAACUCAGAUUUGCCUAGGCUACAUAGUGAGACCUUACUAAGAAAGAAAGGGGGAUCACCUACAAGAUUCUUUUUCUGGAGAUUCAUUUUUGAGUUAUGUAAAUUUUUAUUUUUAAAAAUAAGAACUUAAAUGGAUAUUAAAGUUUAAUAUUCAAAGCAUGAACAAUGUAAUUGAUACCUGACCUUGAUACUUUAUGUGGAUCGACUUUCCUAAAGUCUGAUUUCCCAUUAUUAUUCACUUUGCUUUAGGUGUAUUACCUGUACCUAAAGAUAAAACACUGUUAUUUUAAAAGUAGGCAGAACUCUAAAAUUCAUUAUCUUUACAUCUAUAUCCUAGUCAACAUAAAGUUUAUUAUAGCCCUAUUGAAAGCAAAGUUCAUAUAUAAUUACACGUAUGAUUGUUAAUAGGAACUGCUUUUCUUUUUUAAAAGAAAGAACUGAAGAUAUCUGGUGCCAGUAUUUAUAGCAGCAGACGACUAAACCUGAAUAUAUUAUACUAAGUUUAAUACAACUCUAGUCACUUCAAAAUCUAGGUUCUCUUAGUCUGUGCAUACUUAACAGGAACAAGAUCAAAUUAGUAUGUAGUUUAGGACUGAAUUACAGGUUUCGUUAUCUGUGUUAUAGAAACUGUUUCAAGAACAGGUUUUCAUCUUUCAAUAAUGAUUAUGGUUUAUUACUAAAUAUUCACUCACAGAGGAAUAUUCUCUUGGAGACAUUCUUUUUUUAUUUGGAUUGCUAAGGAGAAAUGCUGUUAAGGAACAAACUAGUCAAUUUCUGUUGUGUGAGGGCAAGGAGAGAAGAGCAGAGGAUCUGAUGGUUACUAUGUAAUCAGGAACACAUACCGUGACAUGUGUUUCUGUCACUCCACUCCACCAGGCAUAGCGGCAGACACCUUUAGUUUCAGUGGAUCUCUGUGAGCUCCAGGGUAGCCUGGCCGACACAGUGAGAUCAGGACAGCCAGAGCUACAUAGUGAGACCCAGGAAGAAAGAAAAAAAACAUGUUUCUGUCACUUCAUUCUGUUUGAAUAGGUCUUCUGUUAAUAUUUUUUAUCAUGAGAAUAGAAAGUUACAUAUAUUCUUCCCACAAACAAAAAGAAAACAGAAAACUGAACACUUAAAUCCCUAAUUGUAUAUUCUUGCAUUUUUUUAGGUAGAAACUGGAACUAUUAAUAUUUUUGUGUAUUUAAAUAAGUAGUUCUUAAAGAUGGUAUCUAAUAAGUUUAAAAAUUCAUUUGUCUUCUAAACUCAUGUGUAGUCACAGCGUGUCAGUAUUGGCCAAAGGUGCUUAGCAUCAGUAUUCGAAAACUAUGUUUACAUAUUUAAAUGUUUAAUUCUUUACAAAUGUACCAGAUCUUAAACACAAGUGUAUAAAAAUUUCAGUCUCUGUAUUUGGCAUUCACUUAACAACUCCACAGCAAACUUUGAUAGUACCCUUUGGUUCAUGUAUGACAAGAUGGAGUAGGAGCUGAGGGGGAGCUGGACAUUUAAAAUAAGCAGUUAGGAAUUCAUAAUCAUAGCCUGGAUUGUUUCUUUGUAGUUUUCUUGUUCAAAACCUCCAAGUAAACUUUGUAUAUACACCAGGAAAUUAUCGAUGAACCACCACAGGAGACUUUCCCCCCAGUAGUAAUUUUCUAUGUAAGCAGCCAAUGUACUUAAAAAGCUUUAACAUCUUAUGCAAAGUAAAUGUUUCCUAACCACCACAGAAGUGAUAGGAAACAUGAACUCUGGGUCCGGUAUUGAAGUUUUUAAUCUUAGCCCCAGCUUGUGCUUCAUCUUGUUUCUAUCCUGUCAAACUAUAUAUGUAAUCAUGUGGGUAUGAGACAGUGUUUACUUUAUACCGGGUUUGUAAAAAGAUUUCAAAAUGUGUAUGUAUAUAUUGUAACUUGAUGUACAGUGUUCUUAUUAUAAUGUAAUUUUUUAUUAAAAAUUCUGUUUUUUCUUA